AUGUUGUGCGGAAUCCAGAGCUCCCAUAACCAUCACCACCACCCACGCCGCUAUUUCCUGCAACGAUUCAGGAGCCACAAGAGCCUGAAGGCCUGCGCCGACUGCGACUAUCCAGGCGCCGCUAGAGUCAUCAGAAAGCAUACAGACUCUGACCCAAACUCUCUGGCCAGUCCGCGGCCCUCUACCACCAGCCGGCGAUCCGAGAUGUUUGUCGACUGGGAUCCCUUGCGAUUACAUCCACCCACCACUCCAGGUCCGUCUCCACCACUUCAGCCUGAGGAGUUUGCUAGCAGGAGACAUCACUGCCACCACAGCAACGAUGAGCUUCGCCAUGUCCAUUCCAACCGAGCACUCCGUCCGAGAACAUACACCUCACCAUCAUCCGGCAACACAGUAAUCUAUGACGGUUUUGACUUUGGUUUCACCUCUCAACCCCAGCAACACCCUUCGAUCCCAACCAUUCUCAAAACUCCUCCUUCAAGAGGUCGAGCCCCUUCACCAGCUCCAAGUGACAUCAGCAGUGGAAGCAGUUUCCGACGACCCUCAUCCUCGCUGACCUCGUUGUCGUCUGUUUCCUCGACGUUACCCUCCUCAGAAGACGAGGAGGAGAUGAUUCUCAAGGUUGGUGGGCUGGCCCCGGCGCCACAAUCGUGGACCCGACCUCGCCCACGGCCGAAGGUCCAGCAUGAAGAUGAUGGUUUCGAUGAGAGCGGAGAGUUCUACCGCCGGGGCGGAUGGAAGAGACGAGGGAUCGUCUUUGUAAAUCCGGACGUUGACCUAUCCGGAACGGGGCAAUUCAUGAUCUAA
Thermochaetoides thermophila DSM 1495 is the source of this 807-nucleotide messenger RNA. RefSeq lists its product as uncharacterized. Lineage: Eukaryota; Fungi; Ascomycota; Sordariomycetes; Sordariales; Chaetomiaceae. The transcript has a single exon. Bases 1 to 807 code for a protein of 268 amino acids. The record is from RefSeq and is a predicted model, not a curated record.